Vespula vulgaris is the source of this 1137-nucleotide messenger RNA. RefSeq lists its product as uncharacterized. Bases 93 to 386 code for a protein of 97 amino acids. Lineage: Eukaryota; Metazoa; Arthropoda; Insecta; Hymenoptera; Vespidae. The transcript has 2 exons. The record is from RefSeq and is a predicted model, not a curated record.
UCGAUUUCGACUCGUACCAUCAAUCGAUCCUCAACUACGAGCUUUCGAAGUUAUCAAUCAACGAGGACUACUAUUUCACUCCGAUAAUCAACAUGAAGUGCUUCGCCGCUAUCGUCCUGCUAGCCAUGAUCGCAAUGGCCUUAGCCGAUACGAAACCUGCUGAAGCGGAAUCCAUCGAGCCAUCUAAUGCCGCAAACCCAAUAGAACCCGAAAGUGCAAGGAACAAACGAGGAUUAUUGGUUGGCGCUGCGUACACUGCACCGAUUGCAUAUACUGCUCCAGUGACGUAUUCAGCAGCGUAUGCCUACCCCUACGCAUACAGAGCUGCAUAUACGAGCUACCCCUAUUAUGCGGCUGCUUACAGCGCACCCUACAUCGUGGCCUAGAUAAUGACGACGACCUACGAUGAGCUUUUACUUGACGCCAGAUCGAACACAAUCGUGUUCUGCUACUCUUGAAGGUCUUUUCUUUUCUCUUUGGGUUCUUUUUUAUUUUAUUUUUUUUUUCUUUUAAUUACUUUUUCUUUUUGAUUUUCUUUUGAUUUAAAUCGUUUCUUUCGUUAUCUCUCACUCAUCGAGCAAAAUAUAUAUUCGUACAUUCGCCGUGUCAAAGGGAAUCUAUUCGAAAUAUGUAUAUGUAUAUGUAUAUGUAUAUAUAAAAAAUGAAAAAAGAAAAAACUCGCACGUACGAUGCAAGAGCUUUUUUCCUAUAAGCUCUUUUUCUUUUGUUUGUAUAUCUUUUUUUUUGUUUUCAUCUUUUUUCUCUCUCGAAUAUUUUUUUUCUUCUUCUUCUUUUUUUUUUUUAAUAGCUCGAACGGAGGACAUAAUGCAACGUGGAAAUAGUUCUAGAGAUAAUAAUAGUUAGAUAUUUGUGUUUGUUUCGUUUUGUUCUUUUCCUUGUUCUUGUUCUUUUUAUUUUUUGUUUCUUUCAAUUGUUCUUGACGAUACGCUGAUUAUAUCCUCCUUUCGUUGCUAUUUCAAUUAGAUUAUAUGUAUAAAUGUAUCGUUUAAUGUAUAAUUUGCGAGGAUGAGAAAAGAGUAUUUAAGAUGUAUAACCGUCUGUAAAAGAUUUUUAAUAUCUAUGUAAACAACGUGUAAUCAAUCAAUGCUAAUAAAUAUCGUAUGAUAUGCAUAAUAA